UCUGGAUUAUUAUUAUGAUUAUGGAUAUUGGCCAGCUCUGCCCUCUCCCAAAAAUGGGAAGAGCUAUGCGAGGGUUCAAGUAUUCGGCAACGCUACCCCAGAACAACAUCCAUGAGGCAGGUGAGUGUCGAUACUCGCACUGCACAUGCCGUCUCCUGGCGUCGCCAGUGUUGCAACCGGAACGUAACCGGAGACAAACAAGAAAAAGCCCCCAACGUGUAUUUUCCGCAUCCACUGCAUUUUUCUACCGUUUAAUAACCGCGUGUAUCUGUCUACCUGCGUUGAUCGCACAGUAUCUAGUCCGCGAGCGGCUGUUCUUUGCGCGUGCUGUUCGGAUUGCCCGGCCACAAUUAAUCGGAAUGUCCAGCAGUCUUUUACGCGGACUGGGCCUUCGAAAGGCAACUACAAGAUUUACACCGCUCACAUUUCAGUGCUGCCGAAAUCUUCCCUCGCAUGGUUACUUUAUCCUCCUUCCAGAAAUUCCGGAUGAUACAGCAGAAACCAACAGCUUGCUCCGCGUGACGGAUAAGGUACCACAGUACAACGAUAUAACAGCUGAAUCCGCGUUUAGAGCUGUCGGGAAGCUCUUUAUUGAAUACGAAAGCGGAUUAUGUCAGAUUGAAGAGCAAUUAGAAGAUCCUAAUCACCCAAAAACAUUCAAGUCUGUCUUUGAGCCUAUUGAGAAACUCCUUUCACCGAUGGAGUCGGCAUGGAUGUCCGUAAGAAAUCUUCUCUUGGUUCGUAAUGACAACGAUAUAGCUAAGGCUUAUGAGAAACUGCACCGAAGGGCAGAACAAGCCAAUGCAAGGAGGUUCAACUCUUCUCAAAUCUAUAGAGUUGUCAAAGAUUUCCACGACGAUCUAGAGAAAUUUGAUGACGAUCAGCAGCAGGUUAUUCGAAAAUACUGUACCAGCUUCAAGUUAAUGGGUCUGGAUCUCGAUUACAAUAAUAAGCAAAUCCUGAAAGAGACAGCGGACACGAUACGGCGUCAAGGAGCAACAUUUGAGAAUAAAUUAGCGCAGGCGACGAACGCAUUCAAACAGCCACUUGAUGGGGACAUUAUCAAGACGUUCCCCGAGAACCUUCGGCAGCACUUUUCCACCCAGAAUGGUUUUCUUGUAACACUGCACGAACCCCAGUACUCGGCAUUUAUGGCCUAUUGCAGCGACAGACGUCACCGUCAAAAUCUUUACACGGCCGCCUCGAUUAGGGCGUCUUUUACGAAUAUGGCAUGGAACAACUCGAUUCAUAUUGAGGAAAUUCGUUGCGCUAGAAAACAAGAGGCAAGGGCAUUCGGGUACAAAACGUACGCCGAAAAAGCAACUGCAACGAAGAUGGCGCCAUCCGUCGAGCAUAUCGUAAAAACUCUCAUAGACCUAUCCAAAAAAAUCGAUCCCGUGGCAAAGGAGCAUAUUAGGGGGCUACAGGCUUUUUGUGCUGAAAAGGGCUUUAAGGCGACACUCGAGCGUUGGGAUCUUCCAUAUUGGCGGCGGAGGUAUCGGCAAGCUCAUCUGGCUAUCGACGAAAAUGAUAUGAGACAACUAUUUCCUUUAGAGGCAGUUCUUCAGGGGCUAUGCAAUUUCGUAGAAAAGUUUUUUGGUAUCGAAAUGCGCGAGGUGCAAUCGAAAGAACCCCUAUGGGCUCCUGACGUGAAAAUGUUCGAGGUUGCUGUUGACAGCGCCAUGGUGGGAACAAUCCUCAUGGACUUGCCAACUAGAGGCGAUAAAUACCCAGGAAGCUGGUGCCAGAGACUAAAAACCCGCUGUGUGACGACAAAUACAUCUCCGCUAGUGUCCAUCGUGAUGAAUUUACACGACCGAACAUCUGUUAGUCUUUCAGAACUAAGUGAUCUUCUCAAAAACCUAGGGCACGCUCUCCAGCAUACCGUGUCCCGAGCACGCUAUAUAGAUGUUUCGGGAAUUGCCAAUUUACCAUGGGAUAUUGGCCAUAUGGUACCGGACUUGUUCGACAUGCUCUUACUUGAUAAACGUUUUGCACAGAUGCUUUCGGCUGAAGAAGCGCUCACCGAUGAGUACCACAGCAAAAUUGUUGAUAGUCGAUUACAUAUGGGUGCCGUUGACCUCCAACACGAAAUCUACUUGAGCCUUCUUGAUUUAGAGCUCUAUUCCAGUGACGAUUACUGGCAAGAUGUGGUAAAUCGGCUUAGGCCUCAUCUUAUCACAGCGUUUCCAAAACAUCAGCACGACGUGUUUCACGUCUGUUCGUUCAGUGAAAUCAUCUCCGGACCCCUAGCAGCUGGUUACUAUUCUAAAAUAUGGAGUCGUAUGAUUGCUGCAGAAGUGUUUCAUGCUAUGCACGAAUGUCAAGAUGAUGCUGAUAUCGCCAAGGUUGCCCGAAGGCAAGGAGGCCCUGAGCGAAAGCACAGUACGUGAACGAUGCAAAUAUUUCAAGAGCGAAGCUUAGAGUGUUGAAGACUAGCGAGAAAAUAACCAGAUGUUGGAACUUGAAAGACAAUAACGCAUUGCAGCAAUCGAGGUGGCUGAAAACGAAAGCAGAGCUUGGAAUCUGAGGUCUUUGGCGGCUAGAAUUGGCAUAUCACCCAACGAGUUACAGACAGAUAACUUAAACACCGAGACUGCGGAAACUGAGUGAAAAAUAAGUUCCCGUGAAUAGGCCCCAAGCCAGUUGGACAUGCGCGUGGUGCAAUUUGCGGAACUUCAGUUAGCAAAAAACCCGCCGGGAUCAUACGAUCGCCGGUGGUUUAAUCUUUAGUACCAGCCGGGGGGAUCAAGCGGAGGGAAAUCGAGUUUGGUGCCACUGUCGAAUAGUUUCGGAUGUAAAUAAUUGGUGGUAGUUGCAAUUGCACCCGUUAUUAUGAGAUAGUCACCGAAAAUGAAACAAUAAAUGUAGCCCGCUGUGUCGAGUUUUUCAGGAGACUUAAGAAUUUUUAAUUAAAAGCACGCAGCUUGGUUACUUGAUGAUAAUGCCAUUCCUUACCUUCUUGUUGGAUUAAGCAAAGGAAUAUGCAAAAUUCCCUUCAACCCGCUCAUUCUCCCGUUUUAGGUCCGUAUGAUUACGAAACUUUCCAUGCCCCAAAAAGGGAAAUUAAUGGGCAAACAUAUUUCAUUGGUAGAUAGAGAAAUUACGUAUGAGAGCGCGAUAUACGGCUAUUCAGAAGCUGUCGAAACGCAAAGAGAGUAUUACAAAAAUAAUUAUUCUAGCCCAACUAGUUUAAGAGUUAUUGAAUAUCAAAGUCCGCCGGAUCCGCUUGUAACAACCUAAUAAUCAUUUCUUUAAUUUCUAAUGGCUGAUUGUUAUAUACCAUUAGAAAGCUGGCUGAUUUCUUUGCUUUAUAAGACUCUUGUUAUCGUUCCCUGCAGAUUCGAAAAUGCCUUCGACUUCAGCUACGUAGAUUUUGUUGCACGCAGAGUAUAUUUCGCGGAUCGUCCUCUUCAUCUCCUAACAGUAGACAAAAUAUUAGAUAGAUUAGGUAUCAAAAUACCGUUUUUGCCGUCCAUAAUCCUAUCCUCAGAGCUUUACCUUAAGACAAAAUUUUGUAAUUUAGACGAAAGAAUGACAAUUAUCUUAUAAGAUAAGGGAUAUAUUUCUAAUAUAAUACAAUGCUUUUGAUCGUCAACAAACAAAACGUUAGAUAACAAAGCAAUAGAAAUAAAAUAUGCAUCCCGCGCCUUAAAAAGAGCGCCCCGCGCUUAUUACCUCAUCACGAUAAUCAUUAUAAACGUUGACAAUGUAAUACAGUACUAUUCUACGAUAUAAUACGAUACUAUUAUCGACUUUACAGUUUCGCUUAUUUCACAGAUUUCGGGACGUC
This is a messenger RNA of Varroa destructor (honeybee mite), 3793 nucleotides long. RefSeq lists its product as uncharacterized. NCBI's taxonomy places the organism in Eukaryota, Metazoa, Arthropoda, Arachnida, Mesostigmata, Varroidae. The record is from RefSeq and is a predicted model, not a curated record. Gene Ontology annotation, molecular function: metalloendopeptidase activity. Gene Ontology annotation, biological process: proteolysis.